AUGAAGCUCUCGGUCGCGCAUGAAAAGCCCCUGCUCCCCGCCGAGGCCCCAGCCAACGCGGCGCCGAACGCCUGUGCAGAAACGCCGUCGCCCAUCGCCUUGCCGAAGCUCACCCCCGGUAAAGAUGAACCGGGCCCAAGCUGCUCCGCGCCUGCAAAGGAUUCGAGGAUGCAGUACGCGCGCGAUCGCCUCGGUCUCUUGCUCGUCAGCCCAAACGUCAAACCACAAGCUUGGACAUCAUCGCCCUCCUUGCCGGACAUUGCUGAGCCGGCGCCGGCGCCGCCAAAACGAAGCCGCCGAAAAGAAGACGUUCGCUGCGAUGCCCUAGGCGACAAUUUCAUGGUUUAUGCUCCACCGCAGGAAGACUCCCUCUACAGCACUCUACGAUCCGCCGUCAAGGGACAACCCGAUAUCGACUAUAGAGCGAGUCCCGUGCAGAUCCGACUCAAGACGAAACAGCCGAGUAGCGAGGAUCUGGCGUCGCUGGCCAAAACCGAUAUCCACGCAUUGCCAGCGCCGACAUCUCGAUGUUGGCCACCGAUGCCUGGCCACGCAUCAGUGUCCCGUGCUAAAUUGCGGCCCAACGUUUCCACGCCGCAGCGAUUGAACGCGUUGGUGCGCGAGAUGAAGCAGGUGAAACAGCAGUGGAUGGCGUGGGCACGGUUGACGAAUCGGCGGAAUCGACGAAGCAACUGGUUGCUGAGGGCGAUAUGCACACAUACAGAAGAGCAGCCCCCGCUCCCACCAGAUUCA
Messenger RNA from Mesorhabditis spiculigera, 753 nucleotides. Lineage: Eukaryota; Metazoa; Nematoda; Chromadorea; Rhabditida; Rhabditidae. The record is from the annotation of a GenBank genome assembly.